CGAUUUCAUUUCCUUGCAAAUGCAGGCCAGAGCAGGCAAGCACAUAUCAAAACAACAGUUGUUUUUAUUAAACCUUUUUUUUUUUGCUGAGUUUAGGCGUCGAGAAUUUGUUGUGUCUUAAUUUUUAUAGGUUCGCUUGUUAGUUGUUCGUAGCUCAGGAUUUAACAAAAAUACAAAAUAAAAGAUGUCUCGCGGAGGAUUUGGCCGCGGUAAGCGUUUGUUCGAGACUACACCGGAUGAAACACGCCUCUCCUCGCAGGAAUCAUCAAAUUCAAGCGGCGCUGGUGGUGACAAAUCUGUAAAAGACAGUGGCAUCGAUUCGAGGAGUCCCACUUCCAGUUCGGAUCAUCAACGACUGGGCAGAGGUAAACUAUUGCAACAACUUUCACUAGCAUCAACUGCGACACAUGAACCAACGGGACGAGGAAGCGGGCGCGCUUCAGUCAUUGCAACACUCCUGAAUUCUUCGAAUUCAACGUCAGAUAGCAUCGUCUUCCCCGGAGCAGCAAGAGGUCGCUCACGAGGACAACUCUUCGCUGGCUCAUCACAGACAUCCGACCCACAGACAAAGACAUCAGGCUUGUCUGGCAGUGGCACAUCAUCGUCGUCACCAGAGAUCGAAAAGCUCACUCAAAAUGUAAGUAAUUUGCAGGUAUCCAUUCCCUCAGCAAGGGAGAAUAUAUCUCCAAUCCCACAAGUGCCUGAAGCAGAGCAAUUGGCAGUCCUGAAGCACGGUAACAAAGGCAGACCUGUUCCGCUCGUUUGCAACUACAUUAGACUCAAGCAAAUGGACCCAAAUAAAGGAGUAUACGAGUAUGAGGUGCGUUUCUAUCCAGAGAUCGACUCGCGCUCCAUCAGAAUUAAGCUUUUGAAUGAGCAAUCGGCAAACUUUGGAGGCACCAAGACCUUUGAUGGAGUUGUCCUUUUCUUGCCUAUUCUCUUGCCUGACAAACUCACUACCUACAUUGCAAAGAAUCCUGGAGACAACUCAGAUGUUGAAAUACGAAUCAUGUACAAGCGGAAGAAGUCCUUGAAGGACUGCAUCAAUAUGUAUAACAUCCUUUUCGACCGAAUUAUGCACACUUUAAACUACAUCCGGUUCGACCGUAAGCAGUUCGAUCCAUCGGCUCCUAAGAUAAUCCCUCAGCACAAGCUCGAGGUCUGGCCGGGCUACAUUACCGCCGUCGACGAAUACGAGGAUGGCCUGAUGUUGUGCUGUGACGUAUCCCAUCGUCUACUCUCUCAAAAGACUGUCCUGGACACUCUCAAACAGGCCUAUCAGGCAGGUGCCAGUAAGUAUCAGGAGAACGCCAAGAAGGCGCUCCUCGGGUCGGUGGUCCUUACCAGAUACAACAACAAGACCUACCGCAUCGACGACAUCUCCUUUACGAUGAGUCCCAUGUCCACGUUCCAGACGAAAACGUCCGAGAUCACCUACUGCGAAUAUUACCGAGUGCAUCACAACAUCGACAUUAGGGACAGAGCGCAGCCGAUGCUGAUAAGCAUCAAGAAGCAGCGAGUAGUCAAUCAGGCCCAGCCGGAGGAGUUGAUGUUCUGUCUGGUUCCUGAGCUUUGUUAUAUGACAGGGCUACGAGAUGAUAUGAGGUCGGAUUUUAAGAUAAUGCGAGACAUUGCGACCAUAACGCGUGUCACUCCCAAUCAGCGAUCCCUGGCGCUGGAAAAGUUCUGUCGGAAUGUGAAUGAGACCCCGGCAGCUCGGCAAAUUCUAGAGAACUGGGGUCUGCAGCUUGCUAAUGCACCGCAGGAAGUCGUGGCGCGGCAAUUUGAAGAGGAGCAGAUAUUCUUUGCUAGGAAUAAGUUCUCCGCAGGGACGCAGGCUGACUUUGGAAAAUAUGCCACCAACAAUGAACUAAUCGAUGUGGUGCAUCUACGGAAUUGGCUGGUGAUUCACUGUCAGAGUGACAAUCGCGUCGCUAAAAGCUUUAUGGAUCUCAUGGAGAGGAAUGCGCGUCCCAUGGGUAUCAAUGUUCAGCGUCCGACUGUGAUUGCCCUGCAGAACGACCGCAUCGAGUCGUACGUGGGAUGCUUGCGAGAGAACAUCCGCCAGGGGGUUCAGAUUGUCGUUUGCAUUUGUCCGACCAGUCGGGACGAUCGCUACGCCGCCAUUAAGAAAAUUUGCUGCGCUGAAAUGCCAAUUCCUUCACAGGUAAUAAAUGGCCGGACGUUGGCCAAUGACGCCAAAAAUCGCUCGAUAGUCCAGAAGAUUGCCUUACAGAUGAACUGCAAGUUGGGUGGCACCCUGUGGAGCGUGAAUAUUCCACUGAAGAACGUAAUGAUUUGCGGAAUCGAUUCGUAUCACGAUGCCAGCCAGAAGGGUAAUUCGGUGGCGGCAUUUGUGGCCUCAAUAAACGGAAAGUUCACUCGGUGGUACAGCAAAGCUGUGGUGCAGACAAAGCGAGAGGAGAUUGUCAAUGGGUUGUGUGUGUCUUUGAUAGCCGCCCUCAAGGCCUACCAAAAGGAGAACAAUAUGCUCCCCGAUAAAAUCAUAAUCUUCCGAGAUGGCGUUGGCUAUGGACAGUUGGAUUUGGUAAAUAACUACGAGAUUCCGCAGUUCGAGGCUGCCUGUGCCAAGGGCUUCCAGAAUUACUCGGCUAAGAUCACCUUCGUCGUGGUGCAGAAACGUAUCAACACGAGAAUGUUUGCGAACAACCGCGGAGAACUGUCGAAUCCGAUGCCCGGAACAGUAUUGGAUCAUACUGUCACGCAACGCUAUCUGUACGACUUCUUCCUCAUUUCACAAAUGGUCCGACAGGGAACGGUCAGCCCGACGCAUUACAUUGUAGUGAGAGACGAUUCGGACUUCGCACCCGAUAUUCUGCAAAGGCUCAGCUACAAGCUGUGUUUCAUGUACUACAAUUGGCCGGGAACGGUGCGAGUGCCUGCCUGCUGUCAAUACGCCCACAAGAUGGCCUAUCUAAUUGGACAGAGCGUGAAACGCUCGAGUGGUGAGGAGCUGGCUACCAAAUUAUUCUACCUUUAAACAUACGCUUUAACAAUUAGACGUAGAUUACCUUUUAUGAUGGUAUGACUUCGUGGUAUCCCAACUGCAAUAUAUACUUUGAAUUAAAAUAUUCGGGAGCCCGAUUUUUUUUAGUUUGUUUGUUCUUCUUUUGAGUUCUUUAAGGGUUGGUUUAUUCUUUUGAGAAAUCACCAAUAUCCACAGACAACAUAUUGUUAGAAGGCUAAAUAUUGGAAAUCUCUGAGAUCUUAGAAAUAUAAACUGGCCCACAUAUGAAAGCCUUUAAAAAAAUAAAUCUUGUUAAUUAAAUUCUCUUAAAUUAAACAAAGAAUGUUUUCUUUUUAAGUUUCCUAUAAAAAAAACUUUAUAAAUAAAAAUGUAAACAAAAAUCUAUUUUGUAGCAAAACGUUUUCCAAAAAUA
This is a messenger RNA of Eupeodes corollae, 3401 nucleotides long. Its product is annotated as protein argonaute-3. The record is from RefSeq and is a predicted model, not a curated record. Lineage: Eukaryota; Metazoa; Arthropoda; Insecta; Diptera; Syrphidae. Gene Ontology annotation, biological process: regulatory ncRNA-mediated gene silencing. Gene Ontology annotation, molecular function: protein binding; piRNA binding. Gene Ontology annotation, cellular component: P granule. The transcript is spliced from 2 exons. Bases 185 to 3001 code for a protein of 938 amino acids.